Molecule: messenger RNA, 873 nt
Organism: Quercus robur (English oak)
Lineage: Eukaryota; Viridiplantae; Streptophyta; Magnoliopsida; Fagales; Fagaceae
Exons: 2
Coding region: 211-813 (200 amino acids)
Source: RefSeq, a predicted model, not a curated record
CUUCCUCUGGAUCAUCAAGCAUGGGGAAAGACACCGAAUCCAUGGUGGAUGUUUCUCACGGAUAUGCUGCUAAUUUCGGAGAAGGAAGCACAGGAAUUGAACAAGCUAAGGCGGCCAUUGGUUGUGCCCCACAUGGACGAAUCAGGGUGGCUGGUCUAGGAGAGGAGAGUGAUAGACUUCAGGGGGUCGGUGACAGAGUUUCAGGGGAAUAUGCUGACGUUGAAACUGUUCCAGAUUCUCAAUCCAGUCAAAAGGUGCGAUCUGCUCUUGUGUUGCAGAGAAGAAAUGCAGGGGAUCUUGAACUAUAUGAUGGUGUGGAAACCGGACUGGGUGGCUUCCAAGGACCUGUUGAGGAGGUUGGGAUGGAGCAUGAUUGCUUCAACCAAAAUGGGAUCUAAUCCAAUGGAAAUUCCUAACAUCAAUUGUUCCAAAAUGAACAUUCUACUGUGGAAUUGUAGGGGUGCCCGGAAUGGGGAUUUCAAGAGAAGAGUUUUUGAAAUGGCGGUGAACCAUUUUCCCUCUAUUAUGGUAAUCACAGAGACUAGAGUGGGCGGUGACAGGGCUGCCAAGAUUAUUGAGGGUCUCCCUUUCGAUGGUUUUUUUGUUACUGAAACCAUUGGAUAUGCUGGGGGGGCUUUGGCUACUUUGGAAAAAAGAGGAAGUGGAGGUUUUUGUGCUGGCUGCCACAGAACAAGAAAUUCAUGCAACCAUCAAGGUACCUUCUUCGCCAUUUCAGCCAAGUCAGGAUCAGCCAUGUUUACCGGGAAGCGAAUAGAUGCGCCGAUCAUCUCGCAAAAGGAGGCUGCAACAUGAUAGGGACUUUUGUAGUUUUAGAUGCUCCUAACUCGGAUGAGCUUUGUAUCAAAUUAGAAU